GAUCAGAUUUGUUCCAUUGAGCCCAAAUUUCCAUUUUCUGAAAAUCAGAUUUGUUUGACAUUUACCUGGAAGGAUGCUUUUGAUAAAGGCUCACUUUUUGGAGGAUCUGUAAAAUUGGCUCUUGCCAGCUUAGGAUAUGAGAAAACCUGCGUGCUGUUCAAUUGUGCAGCCUUAGCCAGUCAGAUUGCUGCCGAGCAGAACCUGGAUAAUGAUGAAGGCUUGAAGGUCGCCGCUAAGCACUAUCAGUUUGCUAGUGGUGCCUUUUUACAUAUUAAAGAGACGGUUUUAUCUGCCUUAAAUCGAGAGCCGACUGUGGACAUUUCUCCGGACACCGUUGGGACCCUCAGUCUUAUUAUGCUUGCUCAGGCCCAAGAAGUAUUUUUUUUAAAAGCCACAAGAGAUAAAAUGAAAGAUGCCAUCAUAGCUAAAUUGGCCAAUCAGGCUGCAGAUUACUUUGGCGAUGCUUUCAAACAAUGUCAGUACAAAGACACUCUCCCCAAGUAUUUUUAUUUCCAGGAGGUGUUUCCUGUGUUGGCUGCAAAGCACUGUAUCAUGCAGGCCAAUGCUGAGUACCACCAGUCUCUCCUGGCAAAGCAGCAGAAGAAAUUUGGAGAAGAGAUUGCAAGAUUACAGCAUGCAGCAGAAUUGAUUAAAACAGUGGCGUCUCGGUACGAUGAAUAUGUCAAUGUGAAGGAUUUUUCUGACAAAAUCAGCCGUGCCCUUACAGCAGCGAAGAAGGAUAAUGACUUCAUUUACCAUGAUCGCGUUCCAGACCUUAAAGAUCUAGACCCCAUUGGCAAAGCCACACUUGUGAAAUCCACGCCUGUCAAUGUGCCCAUCAGCCAGAAGUUCACUGAUCUGUUUGAGAAGAUGGUUCCUGUGUCUGUACAGCAGUCCUUGGCUGCUUAUAAUCAGAGGAAAGCAGAUUUGGUUAACAGAUCAAUUGCUCAAAUGAGAGAAGCCACCACUCUGGCUAAUGGGGUGUUAGCCUCCCUUAAUCUCCCAGCAGCGAUUGAAGAUGUAUCUGGAGACACUGUCCCUCAGUCGAUAUUGACUAAGUCCACAUCUGUGAUUGAACAGGGAGGCAUUCAGACUGUUGAUAAGUUGAUCAGAGAACUUCCAGAACUACUACAGAGAAAUCGAGAAAUCCUAGACGAGUCAUUAAGAUUGUUGGAUGAAGAAGAAGCAAGCGACAAUGAUUUAAGAUCAAAAUUUAAGGAACGUUGGCAGAGGACCGCAUCCAAUGAGCUCUAUAAGCCUUUAAGAGCAGAGGGUGCCAACUUCAGGACAGUUUUGGACAAAGCCGUACAAGCGGAUGGGCAGGUGAAAGAACGCUAUCAGUCUCACCGCGACACCAUCGCCCUUCUCUGUAAGCCGGAGCCUGAACUGAAUGCCUCCAUCCCUUCUGCUAACCCAGCAAAGACUAUGCAGGGCAGUGAGGUUGUAAAUGUCUUAAAAUCCUUGCUGACAAAUCUUGAUGAAGUGAAGAAGGAAAGGGAGAGCCUGGAGAAUGACCUGAAAUCGGUGAAUUUUGACAUGACAAGCAAGUUUUUGACUGCUUUGGCUCAAGAUGGUAUGAUAAAUGAAGAAGCUCUUUCUGUUACGGAACUGGAUCGGAUCUAUGGAGGCCUUACAACUAAAGUCCAGGAAUCGCUGAAGAAACAAGAGGGACUUCUUAAAAAUAUUCAGGUAUCACACCAGGAAUUUUCAAAAAUGAAACAGUCUAACAAUGAAGCUAAUUUAAGAGAAGAAGUCUUGAAGAAUUUAGCUACUGCGUAUGACAACUUUGUUGAACUUGUUGCUAAUUUGAAGGAAGGCACAAAGUUUUACAAUGAGCUGACGGAAAUCCUGGUCAGGUUCCAGAACAAAUGCAGCGAUAUAGUGUUUGCAAGGAAAACGGAGAGAGAUGAACUCUUAAAGGACUUGCAGCAAAGCAUUGCCAGGGAACCCAGUGCUCCUUCAAUCCCCACCCCUGCGUAUCAGUCCUCUCCUGCAGGGGGACACUCGCCAACGCCACCAACUCCUGCGCCAAGAACCAUGCCGCCUGCUAAGCCUCAGCCCCCUGCCCGGCCCCCACCGCCUGUGCUUCCUGCAAACCGUGCUCCUCCAGCCACUGCUCCGGCCCCGGCUCCUGCGCCGGCCGCUGCUGGGCCCACGGCAUCUGCCCCGUCGCAGGCCCCCGGGUCAGCGCCCCUUCCACAGGCCCAGGGACCCCCCUACCCCACCUAUCCAGGAUAUCCCGGGUAUUGCCAAAUGCCCAUGCCGAUGGGCUAUAAUCCUUACGCAUAUGGCCAGUACAACAUGCCCUAUCCGCCGGUCUAUCACCAGAAUCCUGGACAGGCCCCCUACCCGGGACCCCAGCAGCCUUCUUAUCCCUUUCCUCAGCCCCCGCAGCAGUCUUACUAUCCACAGCAGUAA
Molecule: messenger RNA, 2418 nt
Organism: Elephantulus edwardii (Cape elephant shrew)
Lineage: Eukaryota; Metazoa; Chordata; Mammalia; Macroscelidea; Macroscelididae
Gene: PDCD6IP
Product: programmed cell death 6 interacting protein
Exons: 17
Coding region: 355-2418 (687 amino acids)
Biological process (GO): mitotic cytokinesis
Cellular component (GO): endosome
Molecular function (GO): protein binding
Source: RefSeq, a predicted model, not a curated record